CUCAAAGUAUCAGUUUCAAAGACUUCACUUUACAAUCAACAUUCCGUCCAAACGCCACCAGAAAAAAUGUUCAAAAUUCUAGCACUAGUCGCCUGUCUGGUAAUCGUGGCAUCGGCCGUGGAAUACAAAGAACACAAAGAGGAGCACCAUUCUCAUCCCAAGUAUAAAUUUGAGUACGGAGUUCACGAUCCACACACCGGAGAUCAUAAAGCUCACUGGGAACAUCGGGAUGGAGAUGUCGUCAAGGGACAGUACUCCUUACAUGAGGCCGAUGGCAGUGAACGUAUCGUGGAAUACAAGGCUGAUGACCAUAACGGUUUCGAAGCUGUGGUAAAGAAUGUCCACCAUGGACAUGCACCACACCAUUACUAACUUGCAGUGCACACUACCAGCUACCAAAUGUGAUAUUAUUGUUUGGCAAACAAUUAUUUAUCAAAAAACAAAA
This is a messenger RNA of Wyeomyia smithii (pitcher-plant mosquito), 445 nucleotides long. RefSeq names its product cuticle protein 8-like. Lineage: Eukaryota; Metazoa; Arthropoda; Insecta; Diptera; Culicidae. The coding region runs from base 67 to 372 and encodes 101 amino acids. The transcript has 2 exons. The record is from RefSeq and is a predicted model, not a curated record. Gene Ontology annotation, cellular component: extracellular matrix.